Molecule: messenger RNA, 900 nt
Organism: Hordeum vulgare subsp. vulgare (domesticated barley)
Lineage: Eukaryota; Viridiplantae; Streptophyta; Magnoliopsida; Poales; Poaceae
Product: acyl-acyl carrier protein thioesterase TE3, chloroplastic-like
Exons: 5
Coding region: 10-702 (230 amino acids)
Cellular component (GO): chloroplast
Molecular function (GO): fatty acyl-[ACP] hydrolase activity
Source: RefSeq, a predicted model, not a curated record
GCAUAUGAUAUGCAUACCAUACCCAACACCAUGCAGCACCUUGCUACCAAUAUCGCGCCCCAUGCCCAACACCCACCACCACCUUCCUUGGCCCAUGCUGCAUGGGCAAGGGCUAGAGCUAGGGCUACCUGUGCUCUCUCCGGACACCGCUCUCGCCAUUCGUGUCGGUCCCGCCAUGUGAAGGCUCUCGCCUCUUGCUCCCAGGGAAUCUCCAACGGCAACAUCAUCGGCCAAGACACACAGCUAAGGACGGACAAGUUCUUCCAACUGGAGAUGACAGUCCAUGACAGCGAGCUUGACCAGUAUGGAGUCGUUCACAAUGCCAUGUAUGUCGUCUACAUCCACAAAGCUCGAGAGGAGAUGGCUGCGAGCAUUGGCUUCAGCAUGACCUCCAUAGCACGCACCGGCAACGCCAUGGCAGUCUUGGAACUCAACCUCAAGUACUACAAGCCUCUCCUACGAGGCGCCAAGUUUGUUGUCAAGGUGAGGCUUGUCCAGAUAAAGGGCACGCGGAUACUCGUCGAUCACAUCAUCGAGACGCUGCCGGACCGCACGCUUGUUUUGGAAGCGACGGCGACCGUCGUCUGCCUGAACAAGGACUACCGGCCGACCCGCGUCUUCCCGGAGAUGUCGUCCAAGCUGCAGCGCUUCUUCUCGUCCCAGGAUGACGAUCAGUUUACAAGCUAUAAAGUGUUGUGCUAGUAAUUAAAUUUCCUGUGCAUGGUACGGUGUUCUAGUCACAAGAUGUUCAUCCUGCUUGAACCUGUUAGAAAAGAGGUGUGCUUAGGUACACCCCCCUCACAAAACGUACGAAGGAAAACGUAUAUCCAUCUUGUAUUGUACAUUACAGGUCGUCGUAUGUAUGUAAUACAAGAUGAAUAUACAUAUGACUAUUAAUAU